Drosophila santomea is the source of this 2201-nucleotide messenger RNA. Its product is annotated as protein DENND6B. The record is from RefSeq and is a predicted model, not a curated record. NCBI's taxonomy places the organism in Eukaryota, Metazoa, Arthropoda, Insecta, Diptera, Drosophilidae. Bases 105 to 2027 code for a protein of 640 amino acids. Gene Ontology annotation, molecular function: guanyl-nucleotide exchange factor activity. The transcript is spliced from 2 exons. Gene Ontology annotation, cellular component: recycling endosome.
CGAUGGUAACGGUAACUGCGAACAGGUAGCAACUAUCGCCCAUCCCUGAUUCCCCUUGUCAAUGUCGCUGGCAAAUAAAUAAAUAAAUAUCAACAAAAUAGAGAAUGAGCGCGGAGGCGAGAAUCAAGGAGAUUGCGCCAUCGCUGGACACCAACGAGCGGGAUGGUGAGAGGGAGCGGGAGCGGGAGCGGGAGAGCGGAUGCCAGGACGUAGAUGCCACCAACUCGAACACGGAGCCCAGUGCCAGCGAUUGGGUGAAUUUCUCGCAGUGGAUGCACUGCUUCUGCGUGGUCACCUUCGAUCUUAAUCUGGGCCAGGCGCUGGAGCACGUCUAUCCGCCGCAGUUCAUGCCCAGCGACCAGGAGGUCAGCAACAUCUGCUACAUGGCCUUUCCGGACUCCAAUUCCGGCUGCAUGGGCGACACCAAGUUCCACAUGAGAUUGCGCUGCACAACGCGUCGGGAUUCCCUGCCAGCCUACAAUGCGGAGUGUUCGCCGGCACUGCGACAGGAUGGCUCCCACUACUGGGGCUUCGUGUACUUCCGGCAGAAGCGGGACGCGAAUCUGCCGCGUGGUUACUUCCAGAAGAGCUUCAUCAUCAUCACACGGCUGCCGUUCUUCAAUCUGUACUACGACAUACUCUCCCAGCUGGCGCCGCGCUACUUUGAGGACGGCACAGACGUCCUGCGGCUGGCCAGCGAGCAAAUCAAUCGCCAGUGGCCGGGCCUAAAGGUGGGCAAACCUCUCCAGCUGCCGCUGAUGGAGUGCAGCUAUCAGAUCUGCAUACCGCGUACCAGCAGCAGCAGCAGGAAGUCCACAGCAGCAGAAGGUGUUGGCAGCGCGGGCGACACGCCACCGGCCAUGGCUGCUUGCCCAGCGGCCAAGGUGCUGGCCUCGGUUAACGAAAUCGAGCUCUUCCGCUCCCUGGACUUUGUCAUGGAGCAGCUGUACACGCUGUGGGAGCUGGUCAUCACCGCCGAGCCCAUCGUUGUCGUGGGCACCUCACCCGCCGACUGCUCCCACAUGGUGCAGACCCUCCUGGCGCUGAUCGCACCGCUCGAGUACUGCGCAGAGGCGCGUCCCUACUUCACCAUUCACGACAGCGAGUUCCGGGAGUUCACACAGGAGUGCAGCAGCAAGACGACACUGCCCGCCUGCAUAUUGGGCGUGACCAAUCCGUUCUUUGUCAAGCUGCUCAAGGAUUGGCCGCACAUGCUGCGGCUGGUGGACAACCAGAAGAACAUGCAGCAGCAACAGCACUUGCUGCUGGGCCAAAAGCACGCAAGAAACAUUGCAUCGGCCACAUCCUUCUCCAGCGCAACGGAACUCAGUGGCAGAUCGGUGAAAUCCAACGCGGCCCUGAACGGCAGCUCCAGCAAUGGCUCGGGCGAUGCCUCAUCGGCGGGACUGCACAGCAAGUACAGGCCGUACCUGAAGAAGGACAAGGCGCUGAUCAAGAAGGUGCUGCUGGGCAUGAAGACCAAGCGGCCGGAGCAUGUGCAAACCGCACUGGUACGACGCCACCUGCUCGAGCUGACCCAGAGCUUUAUGAUACCGCUGGAGCGGUAUAUGGCCUCGCUGAUGCCGCUGCAGAAGGACAUCAGUCCGUUCAAGUCGGCGCCCAAUGCCAGCAGCUUCAAGCUGGACGAUUUCCUGGCCACGCUGGAAACAGCUGGGCCGCAGCUAACGUCGCCGCUGAAGGGCGACUGGAAGGGCCUGUACAGACGCUUCUUUCGAUCGCCCAAUUUUCGCGGCUGGUACGGUGCGAGGCAUCGGGAGCUGCAACUAACGCUGCAGGAUCUCCAGCUGCAGGCGCUGUCGGUGGCGAAUCUCGAGCACUGGGCGCACGACAAGCAGGAGGUGGAGAUCAUCGAUAUGAUACUCAAGCUCAAGCAGAAACUGAAUCUCUAUGGCGACAAGGCCGCGCAGCUGGAGGGCAUCAAUGGUACGCAGCAGCAGAUACGCGCGCAGAUCGAGUGCAUGAAGGGCUUGCUGCCGCCGGAUCUCAAGAAUGUGGUGAAUCUUUGAUCUUAGUUGGCGUUCCAUCUGUCUGUUAUCCUGUGUGAUUGUGUGCCCGCGUGUGCGAUGAGUGUGCUCUGUGCAGCAGGCGGUGCUCUUUUAUCAGUGUAAAUAGGUUUUAAUCGGAGAUUAGUCGCCGCAUUCGUGUCUAGUUUAAUUCUAAAAUAAUCCCAAGCCAGCGAA